AUGGCCCCGGAGUCAAGCAGGGCUGCCAGCUACCACCCACCUGUAGUGGUAAACGGGGCGGCCCGAGCUCGCCCCCACACUGGGGCAGGGGGCCAACCUUAUCGCCUACAGAGACCACUGAGACUACAGAGAAAAAAAGCCUCUGAGAAAAAAGAAAAGUCCCAGAGAAACUUGGUCAGCAGAUUGUUUAAGGGUUCUAAACCCAACCCUCCCCAAAAUGACCUUAAAAAGGAGAACAGUGAGUUGGAAACGACUGAUUCUCAACCUGAAAAGAAAAUGGAGGCGGAGGCUGAGAUUACAACUAAAACUGAGACACCAAACAUCUCAGAAACAGAUUUAGAAUCCAACACAGCUAAGAUGGAACAAUUCCUGAAGAAGCUGGGAAAGAAGUCCAACAGUAGAAGCAUUGAUCUAAACAACUGUAGAUUGACAUCCACUGAUGCUGCUGAACUUGUUGCUUUAUUGCCUCUACUUCCAGACCUGGAAGAACUGGAUGUUUCCUGGAAUGACUUUAUAGGUGGAGCUCUCAAGCCCACCAUUUUGCAAAUUCAUCAUAUCAGCAAGUUAAAAAUCCUCCGAUUGAACAACUGUAGACUCACAACCGAUGAUGUCUUAGCAUUGGGGGAAAUCCUUAAAACUACCCCAGAUCUAGAAGAACUCAACUUAUCCUGGAACAGUAACGUGGGAGGAAACCUGAGCCAACUCCUCCAGGGAAUCCAGGAGGGGAGCAAGGUCCAAAUCCUAAAGUUGAUGGACUGUAACCUCACAGCAGAAGAUUCAGAAUCUAUAGGUCAGGUGUUACCCCGGAUGCAGAAUCUUGAAGUGUUUGAUCUUUCCAUAAAUAAAAACAUUGGCUGUAAUCUAAAUAGUAUUGUGCAAGGGCUGAAAAAUACUGCAUGCUUGAAAGUGUUAAAGUUACAUACCUGUGGAUUAACUCAAGACAGCAUCCAGAUUUUAGGCGCUGCUUUUGGCCAUUUGCCCGAGUUAAGGACAUUGGACCUGUCCAGCAACAAGGAGGUUGGGGGAGGGUUUAAAGACUGUGCCGCCCAUUUAGCUCAUCUGAAGUAUCUCCAAGUUUUGGACCUUCACCAGUGUUCCUUAUUGGAAGAAGAUAUAGCAUCUCUGACCCAGGUGAUCCCUUUACUGUCCAGUCUUCGGGAACUGGAUCUAUCGGCCAACAAGAAAGUGGGCAGCUCCUCUGAAAAUCUCCUCAGCAGGCUUCGGUUUUUGCCAGAGUUGGCAACUUUAAUCAUCAAUGGCUGUGCAUUAGGAAAGGAUGCAUUCACAGCUUUUGCUGAAGCCUCCAUGUACCUCCCUGCCCUGCAGACACUUGACCUUUCUUGGAAUAAAUAUGUUGGAGGAAACUUAAAUCUGCUUUUAGAAACUCUGAAGCUUUCAUCUGCCCUCCAAGUGCUAAGACUGAGAAGCUGCUCCUUGAUCUCUGAAGACAUGGCUCUCCUGGCAUCUGUUAUACAAACCGGCCAUCUAACCAAACUGCAACAGCUGGAUCUGAGUUACAACGACAGCAUUUCAGACGAAGGCUGGGCCAUAUUUAGCCAAAAUGUGCUGUUUUUAAAGGAACUGACCGAGCUGGAUAUCAGCCUCCGGCCAGCCAGCUUCCGGGAAUGCGGGCUGUGGUUUGGACACCUGCUAGAUGGCCUGACCAAACUGCCCAGGCUCUCUGAGCUGGGAAUCCAAAGGUGGAGGAUCUCAGCACCCCAUGAGGAAGACCUGGAGUAUUUCAACCGUGAUCACAAAAGAAGCAUCCACUUUGACUAUGGAGGAUUCCAGUGACUCCUGCUGUCCCAGGGCUUAAAAAAAGAAGCCUCCUCUAUUAUAAGAAUAAAUCACCGUUGUUUAUAUGGCCCUGGGGUUUAGGAAGCACUUUGUUCACGCUGACCCUGGGAGCGACAACAUGCAAGCCUUCUUCUGCCUGUUUACAGAUGGGGGCACUGAGGCUCAGAAGUUAAGUGGCCACAGAGCUAAUAAGAAGCAGAUUCAGAUGUCAGACCCGAGCCUCCUGAUUCCUGAUCUAGGGUCCUUCCCAGGGCUCAUACUACCCCUGCCUGUCCAUAAUGAAGGUGAGAUGAUGUCACUUCAACCAGGUUAGAAACAACUUUGGAACUUCUACAACUGGGCUUAAGGCCUGAGAAGAUGGAAUCUUUGAAGGAGCAGGAGAAAAGCGCACCGUGUGAUAAUGAUGAUAAAUAACAUAUAUACAUACACUCCGAAGUUUGC
This is a messenger RNA of Sarcophilus harrisii (Tasmanian devil), 2238 nucleotides long. It is a transcript of the gene LRRC31, whose product is annotated as leucine rich repeat containing 31. The coding region runs from base 1 to 1794 and encodes 597 amino acids. Gene Ontology annotation, molecular function: protein binding. The record is from RefSeq and is a predicted model, not a curated record. The transcript has 10 exons. Lineage: Eukaryota; Metazoa; Chordata; Mammalia; Dasyuromorphia; Dasyuridae.